UUUAUCAGUGUCAAAAUAAAUCGGGCUACAAAAUAUACAUGUAUCACUAUAUGUAAUUAAUGCAAUCUACACAAUGCCAUCCUUAUAGACUUUGACGGUGCAUGACAGCAACAAUGGUACGGUGUCUGUGCGUUAACGACCUUAUCAUGAACCAACACGUUUCACCGGGCAAGCAAGCACAACUCGCGCAAGUGGUAGCAUUGUUAAAACCACAAAUUCUAUUUAUAGGGCUGGUCCGUGCAUGAUGUUGUAUAAUACGAUACUGUGCAGCAAGGGUAGCCUAUGUUGUGUAUAUUCACGCGCUCCGUUCGCAUGUGCCACUGUAUCUUGCGCUCGCUUCUCGUAACGUGCGCGCCCGGUUUCGCUGCCCGAGGGGGCAUCAAGUGCACAGUCAUCAGUCGCUCUUGUAAAAGAUGCAUAGCUAGCAGAGAUGACGAUGAUGAUGAUAUCAAAUCUCAGGAAAGGAAUGACCACGACCGGAUUUCAAGGCCAUAAUUGACAAGAGCCCUGCAUGAGAAAGAGAGAUAGAGACAGAGAGGGAGGGACGUUUGGAAGCAACAGAGGUCCACAUUAGAGCCACAGAACAGGGAUUGAAGGAACACCUAUUGGAACCAUGUAAUCAGUACUGGGAAUGUCAAAGCAUCUCAGAGAAACAGAUACCUGGGUUUGACUGACAGCCAGAGAUUGACAAACUAAUUGGUAUAUUCAGAAUGUACUGUAGGUUUCCACACAUAACUCAUAACCAAGGAGAAGAGAGAGAAAGAAAGGAGAGGAUAGUGAGAGAAGAAGGGAGGGGAGGAGAGAAAGGAAAGUAAAGAGAAUAGUGGAGAGAGAAAGAAGAGGGGAGGAAAGGAGAAUGGAGAAGAGAAAAGGAGGACAAGAGAGGAGAUGAGAUGAAAGGAGAAGAGAAGAAAGGACAAAUGAAGAGAGGACAGAUGAUGAGAGGAGAGGAGGAGAAAGGACGGAUGAAGAGAAGAUAGGAGAGGAGAAGAGAGGGAUGAACCAGAGUCGUGAGAAGAAACCAGGAAUACAGCAGGAAGACUGUGGGAACAAGAGUGGAUCCAGCCCGCUUGACUGUGAUGACAAGGACUAACAGGACCAGCUGCCCUGUGGCAUUGUGGGACUGAGAACACCAAUAUUGAUGAGGGGCCAGUUUAGUCCCAACCUCCCCUCUGUAUGCAGGUGCCUUUGGCCUCAUUCCUCCUGUGAGCCCCUGCUAACCCACAUUAAGCCCUACGAAGUGCACACUCUGAAGUGCACACUCUGGAGAAAACUUCUCUUCUGCCAGUAAUCCAUACUUCUCAUUGAGAUAUGAAGAUGUGUGUCCCACUACUGAUGGCUGUGCUGCCUAUCAUACAGGCAGUGUGUCCAGACAGGGAGCCCGGCCUGCAGCCAUGGACCCCCGGCCACAGUGAAGCCCACCAUGUUACCAUUGGUUACGGCAGAAAGGUCAUCCUCACCUCUUCAGCUACUGUCCACUCCAUAGAGAUCCUCAACGGAGGAAAGUUAGUGAUAGCAGACUCGUAUCGUCCCAUCCUACUGCGUACCAAACACAUUCUGAUCGGCAACAGAGGACAGCUGCACAUAGGAAGUCCUGACUGCCCGUAUAAGGGCAACCUUACCAUCUCCUUAUUUGGAAGGUCUAACGACACAGACACAGAGCACAGUUACUUUGGCCGUAAGUACAUUGGUGUGGGGACAGGAGGGACACUGGAGAUCCAUGGCGAGAAGAAGCUGUCGUGGACCUUUCUCAACAAGACUCUGCACCCAGGGGAGAGCGAGGACAACAGCUACCUGUUCGAGAGGGGCUGGGGCAACCGGGGUAUCAUAGUUCACGUCAUUGACCCCAAGACUGGAGAAGUGCUCCACAAUGAUAGGUUUGACACAUACCGCAGUAAAGAAGAGAGUCGUCGCUUGGCCCAGUAUGUAGAUGUGGUAGACAAUGGGAUGAUUCUGGCCAUGGUGGUCAACGACGAGGGGUCUAACAACCUAGAGGACUCGGCCAGGAAGAUCCUCACCAAGCUGGGGAGUAAAGACUUCCACCGCCUGGGCUUCCGUCAUUCCUGGAGUUUCAUUGCGUUGAAAGGCAACUCGUCCUCUGCAGUGGAGGAUCAUGCUAUCUAUCAAGGGACCAAAGCCUCCUCGGAAGCUCGUAGUUCACGCAUGUUCCAGUCAGAAUACGGAGAGCACUUCACCAUCACCACCUCCAGCCAAUGGGUGCAAGAGGCAGAGUGGACUGAGUGGUUUGACCGAGAUGAUGAGAGAGGAUCAGGAGACUGGGAGAAGCUGUCUGACCUCCACAAGGCUUACCCUGACCGCCUCUGUAGUACCCCCAUGGAUAUACAGGCUGAGUCCCAUGAUGGUGUGCCAUCUAACGAGACAGGAGAUGUCAUCUAUAAGUCUGACAGGGACUACGGCUUCGUCUGUCUCAACAAGGACCAGAGCCACGGCCUCUGCCACAACUACCGAGUACGCUUCCUCUGCGGUAAACUAGUGCGUCCCCAGGCCUCCAUCUCUAUAGAGCGUCUGUCCAACAGCACUGUCCUGGAGUUAGCUGAGCCAGCUGAAGGCUGGGGCCCAGGAGACAGACUGGUGGUGGCCAGUACUGACUACUCUAUGCACCAGGCUGAGGAGUUCACCAUACUACCCUGCCCUGCCUGUGGGCCCACACAGGUUAAAGUCCAAGGUAAGCCAGUGUUCCUCCACAUGGGUGAGGAGGUGGAUGGGGUGGACAUGAGGGCAGAGGUCGGCCUGCUGAGUCGCAACAUCCUGGUGCGCGGCGAGAUGGAACCGCGUUGCUACGGCAACGAGGCCUGCAAGUUCUUCGCCUUCGACACUUUCGGGGGACACGUGAAGGUGGAGCGUGGCUUUAAGUCUGUGCAGGUGUCUGGUGUAGAGCUGCAGCACAUGGGUCAACAGUCUAUGGGUCACUACCCUGUCCACUUCCAUAUGAACGGAGACGUGGACCAGAAGGGAGGCUACGAUCCCCCCACCUCCGUCAGCGAUCUGUCCAUCCACCAUACCUUCUCCCGCUGUGUCACUGUGCACGGCUCUAACGGCCUACUGGUAAAGGACGUGGUGGGCUAUGAUGCUCUGGGACACUGUUUCUUCACUGAGGACGGUCCUGAGGAGAGGAACACUUUUGACCACUGCCUGGGGCUGAUGAUCAGAGCUGGUACCCUGCUGCCCUCCGACAGGGACAGCAAGAUGUGUCGCGAUAUCACACAGGGAGCCUUCCCCGGAUAUGUGGCCAACCCACGACAAGACUGCAGGUAGAGGAGAUCAAUAGAAGUGUC
Salvelinus fontinalis (brook trout) is the source of this 3296-nucleotide messenger RNA. RefSeq names its product cell migration-inducing and hyaluronan-binding protein-like. Bases 1312 to 3276 code for a protein of 654 amino acids. NCBI's taxonomy places the organism in Eukaryota, Metazoa, Chordata, Actinopteri, Salmoniformes, Salmonidae. The record is from RefSeq and is a predicted model, not a curated record. The transcript is spliced from 17 exons.